GGGAGGAAUAAGGGAGGAGCGCGGAAGUGGUGCGGCGACUUGACUGCGUGGCUCGUCGUGUGUGCAGAACUAUAAGAGCAGUUCUGUGGCCGUGUAGCAGGGCAGCGAGGAUAAGAGUUUGAAGGGAAUUAACAUUAGUGUGCGAGACUGCGAGCCACAACGAACAGCAUCGCAGGGAAAAAGCAUGGCUUUGAACCUUACCAUUAACACCAGCAACCCGCCGUUGGGGGCGCUGUUGGCUGCGGAGGCUGUGAAGAGCACUGUGUCUGUGUCGGUGGAGGAAGGAAAAGACACCAACCUGCACAUCUCAGACUCGGUGCAGUUCAGCGAUGUCAACUCCAUCACUCGCUACCUGGCGCGUGUGGCUCCCAGUCUCGGCCUCUAUGGCUCUAACCUGAUGGAGCAGACUGAGGUGGACCACUGGCUGGAGUUCAGCGCUCGGAGGAUCUGCGGCCAGACCGGCCUCACUCCUGCCCUGGAGGAUCUGGACAAGGCCCUGUCCCUGCGCACCUUCCUGGUGGGCCACGGCCUGACCCUGGCCGACCUCUGUGUGUGGGCCGCUCUCAAAGGAAGUGCAGGGUGGCAGGCCAUCAUGUCCAAGCCCGGGCCCUUCUCCCACAUCCGCCGCUGGUUCUCCUUCCUGUCCACCCAGAAACCCUUCACCUCUGUGGGCGACAAGUGGGCCAGCAGCAAGGUCGCCCCCGGCAACGGCGUGGCUGGGGAGAAGGAGAAGGAGAAGAAGCAGGACUUGGGGAAGUUUGUGGAGCUGCCAGGGGCUGAGAUGGGGAAGGUGGUAGUUCGCUUCCCCCCCGAGGCCAGCGGGUAUCUGCACAUUGGGCAUGCCAAGGCGGCACUGCUGAAUCAGCACUACCAGCUCAACUUCAAGGGCAAACUCAUCAUGCGCUUCGAUGACACCAACCCCGAGAAGGAGAAGGAGGACUUCGAGAAGGUCAUCCUGGAGGACGUGGCCUUGCUGCAGAUCAAGCCCGACCGCUUCACCUACACCAGCGACCACUUUCCCAUCAUCCUCCGCAUGGGCGAGCAGCUCCUGCAGGAAGGCAAGGCCUACAUCGACGACACGCCCCCCGACGUCAUGAAGCAGGAGCGGGAGCAGAGAGCCGAGUCUCGCCACCGCAACAACUCCGUGGAGAAGAACAUGCAGAUGUGGAAGGAGAUGAAGGAGGGCUCCGAGUACGGCCAGACCUGCUGUAUGAGGGCCAAGAUCGACAUGGCGUCCAACAACGGCUGCAUGCGGGACCCCACGCUGUACCGCUGCAAGAACACGCCCCACCCGCGCACCGGCUCCACCUACCACGUGUACCCCACCUACGACUUCGCCUGCCCCAUCGUGGACAGCCUGGAGGGGGUGACCCACGCGCUACGCACCACCGAGUACCACGACCGAGACGACCAGUUCUACUGGUUCAUCGACGCCCUCGGUCUGCGCAAGCCCUACAUCUGGGAGUACGCCCGGCUCAACCUCAACAACACCGUGCUCUCCAAGAGGAAGCUCACCUGGUUCGUGGACCAGGGCCUGGUGGACGGCUGGGAUGACCCUCGUUUCCCCACUGUCCGAGGUGUUCUGAGGAGAGGGAUGACGGUGGAGGGGCUCAAACAGUUCAUCGCUGCACAGGGUGGGUCCAGGUCUGUGGUCAACAUGGAGUGGGACAAGAUCUGGGCAUUCAAUAAGAAGGUGAUCGACCCUGUGGCUCCCCGGUACACAGCCCUCCUGGGGUCCAAUGUGGUGCCCGUGUCUGUCCCAAUGGCGUCUGAGGAGAUGAAGGAGGUGGCCAAACACCCCAAGAACGCCGAGGUGGGGAUGAAGGAGGUGUGGUACGGACCCAGGGUGCUGAUCGACGGGGCGGACGCUGAAACCUUCGCCGAGGGAGAGAUCGUCACCUUCAUCAACUGGGGCAACAUCAUCAUCACGAAGAUCCACAGAGACGGCAGCGGGGCCGUCUCCUCUCUGGAGGGCCGUCUGAACCUGGAGAACACCGACUACAAGAAGACCACCAAGAUCACCUGGCUGGCUGAGACCCCCCGAGCCCCCACCACCCCCACCGUCUGCGUGACCUACCAGCACCUCAUCACCAAACCCGUCCUGGGCAAGGACGACGACUUCAAGGACCACAUCAACAGGAACAGCAAGGUGGAGGAGAGGAUGCUGGGAGAUCCGUGCCUGAAGGAUCUGAAGAAGGGUGACCUCAUUCAGCUCCAGAGGCGGGGCUUCUACAUCUGUGACCAGCCCUACGAGCCAGUCAGCCCCCACAGCUGUAAGGAGAGCCCCUGUGUUCUGCUCUACAUCCCCGACGGACACACCAAGGACAUGCCCACCGCCGGCUCCAAGGACAAGAGCAAGAGCCAGUCCUCCGGCAAACCCGUGAAGGCCGAGCCCUCCGCCCCGGCGACAGCCCCGCCCGCCCCCCGCAGCAGCAGCAGUGGAGACGCUGCGGCCGUGUCCUCCUCCAUCGUGGCUCAGGGCGAGACCGUCAGGCAGCUGAAGACCAGCAAGGCUCCCAAAGAGCAGGUGGACCAGGCCGUGAAGGAGCUCCUGGCCCUCAAGGCCCGCUUCAAAGAGCUGACCGGACAGGACUACAAACCCGGCACGGCCCCGCCCGCCUCCGCCCCGGAAACCGAGGCGACCGCGCCUCCGCCCGCCGGCCCCGCCCCCGGCCCCGCCUCCUGUCCGUUCGCCCGGGUGGCCCAGCAGGGAGAGGUGGUGAGGAAGCUUAAAGCGGAAAAGGCCCCCAAGGAGCAGAUAGACGCUGCGGUGAAGCAGCUCCUGGCAUUUAAAGCAGAGUUUAAGCAGCUCACGGGACAGGAAUACAAACCCGGCAUGGCCCCGCCCAGCCCCUCCUCUGCCCAGACCAGCCCCGCCCCUGUGAACGUGAGCCCCGCCCCCCCGAAGGCCGCCUCCUCCUCCGGCGUUUACGAGCGCGUGGCGGAGCAGGGCGAGCUGGUGCGGAAGCUCAAAUCUGAGAAGGCCCCCAAGGACCAGGUGGAUGCUGCGGUUAAGCAGCUGUUGGCUCUGAAGGCGGAGUACAAACAGGAAACUGGGCAGGACUACAAACCAGGCGUCGCCCCUCCGACAAGCCCCGCCCCCGCCCCUGCACAGGCCAAGCCCGGCCCCGCCCCCCAGUCCAGCCCCGCCCCUGAGGCGAAGGCCUUGUUUUCUCAGGUCGCCCAGCAGGGGGAGCUGGUGAGGAAGCUGAAGUCUGAGAAAGCCCCCAAGGACCAGGUGGACGGUGCGGUCAAGGCCCUGCUGGACCUGAAGGCGCGGUACAAGGCCCUGACCGGGGAGGAGUACCGGCCGGUGGCCGCCGCGGGCCCCACGGGGGCCGGUGGAGCCGAGGACAAGAGCCGAAAGGACCGGGAGAACAAGUCUGAGAAGCAGGGCGCGGCCGGGGGCGGGGGCCGCAAGCAGGGCGGGGCCGACAAGCCCGCCCAGGGACAGGACUCCGCUUCGGGAGGGUCCGGGGAGGGCCAGGGCCCCAAAAAACAGACACGACUGGGCCUGGAGGCUAGGAAGGAGGAGAACCUGGCUGAGUGGUACUCUCAGGUGAUCACCAAGGCGGAGAUGAUCGAGUACUACGACGUGAGCGGCUGCUACGUGCUGCGGCCCUGGUCCUUCGCCAUCUGGGAGACCAUCAAGGAGUUCUUCGACAGGGAGAUCAAGAAGAUGGGCGUGGAGAACUGCUACUUCCCCAUGUUCGUGUCCCAAGCGGCCCUGGAGAAGGAGAAGACCCACAUCGCCGACUUCGCCCCCGAGGUGGCCUGGGUCACCCGAUCGGGGAAGACUGAGCUGGCCGAGCCCAUCGCUGUCAGACCUACCAGUGAGACAGUCAUGUACCCUGCCUAUGCCAAGUGGGUCCAGUCGCACAGAGAUCUGCCCAUCAAACUCAACCAGUGGUGCAACGUGGUGAGGUGGGAGUUCAAGCACCCGCAGCCCUUCCUGAGGACCCGCGAGUUCCUGUGGCAGGAGGGCCACACCGCCUUCGCCACCAAGGAGGAGGCUGCAGAGGAGGUGCUGCAGAUCUUGGACCUGUACGCGCGGGUCUACGAGGAGCUGAUGGCCAUCCCCGUGGUGAAGGGGCGGAAGACCGAGAAGGAGAAGUUUGCGGGAGGAGACUACACCACCACCGUGGAAGCCUUCAUCUCAGCCAGCGGGAGGGCCAUUCAGGGUGCCACCUCUCAUCACCUGGGGCAGAACUUCGCCCGCAUGUUUGAGAUCAUGUUCGAGGACCCCAAGAAGCCGGGCGAGAAGCAGUUCGCCUUCCAGAACUCCUGGGGCCUGACCACUCGCACCAUCGGGGUCCUCACCAUGGUGCACGGGGACAACCGGGGGCUGGUGCUCCCCCCACGCGUCGCCUGUCUGCAGGUGAUCGUCAUCCCGUGUGGGAUCACGGCCUCCCUCUCUGAGGCGGACCGGGACGCCCUGCUGGCCCAGUGCUCCAAGUACAUCUCCCUGCUGCAGAAGAGCGGCCUCCGAGUUCGGGCAGACCUGAGGGACAACUACUCCCCCGGCUGGAAGUUCAACCACUGGGAGCUGAAGGGCGUGCCGGUGCGGUUGGAGGUGGGCCCUAAGGACCUGAAGCAGGGCCAGUGUGUGGCGGUGAGGAGGGACACAGGGGAGAAGAUCAUCCUGCCUGAGGCUGACACGGCCGGCCGGCUGCCACAACUGCUGGAGGACAUCCAGAGCAAUCUCUACCAGAGGGCGUCUGAUGAUCUGAAGAGCCACUUAGUGGUGGCAGACAGCAUGGAGGACUUCCAGAAGCAGCUGGACCAGGGCAGGAUCGUUCAGAUCCCCUUCUGUGGAGUCAUGGAGUGUGAGGACUGGAUCAAGAAGACCACUGCCAAGGACCAGGACCUGGAGCCCGGCGCCCCCUCCAUGGGAGCGAAGAGCCUGUGUAUCCCCUUCCAGCCCCUGAAGGCUCUGUCCCUCGGCCAGAUGUGUGUGUGCGGGAAGCAGCCCGCGCAGUUCUACACCAUGUUCGGCCGGAGCUACUAAAGCCCCCUGCCCACCCCCUGUCUCUCAGGGCACAUGCGUGCCGCUCCGCCUUCCGUACCUGCCCCUACAGAGAGGCCCAAACGCCCUCCUCCCUCUAACCGUAACUUUCCGUUUCCUCCAGUACGGAAACUGUGUGUGGUCGUUUUCUCUCCCUGUGGUACACCCUCUCUCCUCUCUGUCUGUCUGUCUGUCUGCCCCCCCGCCCUGCCACACUCAGGACUGUACAGCUGGAGCUUUGGAAAGGCACACACACUCAAGGGAGCCGAAACACAAAAUAAGCCUGGGGUAUUUGGGGGGUUAGUUCUGAUGCCUGUAAUCCUGUAGCUGCAAGGCCCUAAGUUUCCUUGUGAUAGGUGUAUUGUCAAGAGAAUAACACCAAGUUGACAUUCAGUAAAAUGUAUUGCAUUGUGUAAUUGAGCUGAAAUGUAACCUUUUUUGGUUGUAAAACUCACCUGUAAUAAAGACUGGAUUCUCAAUA
Molecule: messenger RNA, 5486 nt
Organism: Conger conger (European conger)
Lineage: Eukaryota; Metazoa; Chordata; Actinopteri; Anguilliformes; Congridae
Gene: eprs1
Product: glutamyl-prolyl-tRNA synthetase 1
Exons: 33
Coding region: 185-5008 (1607 amino acids)
Biological process (GO): prolyl-tRNA aminoacylation; glutamyl-tRNA aminoacylation; translation
Cellular component (GO): cytoplasm; aminoacyl-tRNA synthetase multienzyme complex
Molecular function (GO): proline-tRNA ligase activity; glutamate-tRNA ligase activity; ATP binding
Source: RefSeq, a predicted model, not a curated record